CCGCCACCUCUGCCUGAGCAGUGGAGGAGGAGGAGGUCACAGACUGGCGGGCUGGCGCACCGGCAUGGGGACCCCGCGGGCGCCCUGGCCACUCGUCUGGGCUGUGCUGCAGCUGGGCUGGCGGCCAGGUUGGCUCCUAGACUCCCCGGACAGGCCCUGGAGCCCCCUCACCUUCUCCCCGGCCCGGCUCACAGUGCCCGAGGGGGCGAAUGCCACCUUCACCUGCAGCUUCUCCAACACAUCCGAACACUUCGUACUCAACUGGUACCGCAUGAGCCCCAGCAACCAGACGGACAAGCUGGCCGCCUUCCCCGAGGACAGCAGCCAGCCGGGCCAGAACAGGCGCUUCCGUGUCACGCGGCUGCCCAACGGGCGAGACUUCCACAUGAGCGUUGUCGCCGCCCGGCGCAAUGACAGUGGCAUCUACCUCUGCGGGGCCAUCUCCCUGCCUCCCAAGGCGCAGAUCAACGAGAGCCCCCGCGCAGAGCUCACGGUGACAGAGAGAGUCCUGGAGCCGCCCACAGAGCACCCCAGCCCCCCACCCAGGCCCGCAGGCCAGCUACAGGGCCUGGUCGUGGGCAUCACGAGUGUCCUGGUGGGUGUCCCACUGGUCCUGCUGCUGACCUGGGUUCUGGCCGCCGCCUUCCCCAGGGCUACUCAAGGGGCCUGUGGCAGGAGCGAGGACCAGCCUCUGAAGGAGGGCCCCUCCGCUGCGCCCGUGUUCACUGUGGACUACGGGGAGCUGGACUUCCAGUGGCGAGAGAAGACGCCCGAGCCCCCCGCCCCCUGCAUCCCUGAACAGACUGAGUACGCCACCAUCGUCUUCCCCAGCAGGCCGUGUUCUCCAGGCCGCAGGGCCUCCGCCGACGACCCCCAGGGGCCACGGCCUCUGAGGCCCGAGGACGGACACUGCUCUUGGCCCCUCUGAUGGGCUCCCUCCGCUGGCCUGAGUCCUUCAGACCCUCUGCCGAGAGCCCAGGCGGCACCUUCCCUGGAGGAGACACCCGAGGUUGAGCCCUGUCGGGGUGACCACCCCCUACGCCUGGCUCCCCCUUUAAUGCUCGUGGUGACCUGGGAGCAGGAGGUUCCACUGUCCCAUGUGGGUGAGGGAAGGACACUCGCCCAGAACUCCAGGCCCAGAGCUGGCUGGAGCUCUGCGCCUCCUGCACUCGCCCUCCCUGGGGGCGCAUCCGGCAGGUGCUGUGGCAGGGGUGCGAGUCAGGCUUCAGGAGUCUCCAUGGCCCCCACUGCCUCCCGGGAGAGCUUGGUGCCUGGACAGGGGGUUACAGGGGUCCUGGUUGGAGACGCUUCCUUGGAGCGGCCAGUGAGGCAGCCCCGUAGCAAGGAGAUCCAGCACACACCUCGAGAGCUCACAGGGGACGUGCACGGGGCUGGGACUCCUUCAGGGGCCCUCAUGCUCCCCAAGGCCUAGACAAGAGCUCCUGGCCGCGGUGGGCAGGGCAGAGGCAUGGUGCCAGCGGGCCAACCUCUGCAUACAACCCCUCCACCCUCACCCAGCCCGGGAAAUGAGGCAAUGAAGGGCACAGGCAGAGCUGGAGUCUUCCCAGCUGGGGCCAUCCUGGGGGGCCCCCAGGAGUCACCCCAUUUAUCCUCACCAGGGAGUCACUGUCUCCUUGGCGCCCAUUCAUGGUGCUAUUUAAAGGGGCCUCGGCUGGGCUCCCACCAGGGUGGUGGGCUGGGUGCAGGUGUGUUCCCUUGGCCAGAUGCCCUCCGGCCAGGCCUGCCUCUCUUUGCUCGGCCCGCACACCGCGCGUCGGCUGUCUGGGCAGGGCAGCCAGCGGCCCAAGCGUCAGGGACUUGGAGUAUGUGUCCCGUCUUGGGUUCCAGACACACUUCAGAGCCCCUAAGCCCAGGGGACUUGGUUCUAUUAUAUUAUAAUUAAAUAAUGACGCAGCUCCC
Messenger RNA from Diceros bicornis minor, 1920 nucleotides. RefSeq names its product programmed cell death 1 (gene PDCD1). The transcript is spliced from 5 exons. The record is from RefSeq and is a predicted model, not a curated record. Gene Ontology annotation, biological process: positive regulation of T cell apoptotic process; negative regulation of immune response. NCBI's taxonomy places the organism in Eukaryota, Metazoa, Chordata, Mammalia, Perissodactyla, Rhinocerotidae. Gene Ontology annotation, cellular component: external side of plasma membrane; membrane. The coding region runs from base 65 to 928 and encodes 287 amino acids.